Messenger RNA from Triticum aestivum (bread wheat), 1889 nucleotides. RefSeq names its product protochlorophyllide-dependent translocon component 52, chloroplastic. The record is from RefSeq and is a predicted model, not a curated record. The transcript is spliced from 2 exons. Bases 267 to 935 code for a protein of 222 amino acids. Gene Ontology annotation, cellular component: cytoplasm. Lineage: Eukaryota; Viridiplantae; Streptophyta; Magnoliopsida; Poales; Poaceae. Gene Ontology annotation, molecular function: 2 iron, 2 sulfur cluster binding; oxidoreductase activity.
AAACAGAGUUUGAGUGCUCGGUAGGAGGAGGAAGCUGUGAAGUGGGUGUCGCUCCUUGUUCAUCAACCUCGAGUUGAUCUAAAUUACUCAGUCGUAGUGAUGGAAGACACCACCUUUCCCGCCGGGAUCACCGACAUGGAGGUUGGCGGAGUCGUCUUCGGCGCGUCCGCGACGCCUCCACACUCAUCAAAGAUCCUCUUCCUCGGUGGUGCCGCCCUCCCGUUUCCACCCACGCCGUCGAUCACCCGCUGGUCACCACCGGCGACAUGGAUCCCCUCCGCCUACUCCUCCCCCGCGCCCAGGCCCAGCCCUUGCUUCCGCUCCCCGAUGGCGUCCCAGCGCCGAGCGUUAGGCCCCGCCUCGUCCCGCGGCGACGGGCGCGCCGCCACCGCAACGGGGCCGCGCGGAUGCUGCCGGCGUCGGCCGUGGCGUCCGAGUCGCCGUGGACGGAGCAGGAGCCGGCAUCCGGGGAGAAGGAGGAGCGGUUCAACUGGCUGGACCAGUGGUACCCCUUCGCCCCCGUGGAGGACCUGGACCCCGGCGCGCCGCGCGGCAAGAUGGUGCUGGGGAUCCGUGUGGUGGCCUGGUACGACCGCGGCGCCGGCGAGUGGCGCGUGUUCGACGACGCGUGCCCGCACCGCCUGGCGCCGCUCUCGGAGGGCCGCAUCGACGACAAGGGCCGGCUCCAGUGCGUGUACCACGAGUGGUGCUUCGACGGCCGCGGCGCCUGCAAGUUCAUCCCCCAGGCCCCCGCGCUCGGCCCGCCAGUGCACACCAACAGGAAGGCAUGCGUUGCGUCCUACCCGUGCGUGGUGCAGAACAGAUCCUGUGGUUCUACCCGCGCGCCGGGCCGGAGCACAGGGACGUGCUUCAGAGGAAGCCGCCGCCGUUCAUCCCGGAGAUCGACGACCCCGCCUUCGUCACCUCCUUCCUAGUCAGGGACAUGCCCUACGGGUAAGUCUACCGCGCGCAGCUCCAUCGUGUUCCUUUACCGAGAGGUUGUCUUUCCUUCUCCUUACCGAGAGAGGGGGUAGGCCAUGGUCAACAACUACUUCUUCUCAUGUUUUUUCAUUACACUCUUUAAAGUUCUCUAUCGAUGCCGUUCUAGGAAGUUGACCGGCACCGAGAGAGGGGGUAGGCCACGGUCAACAACUGCUUCUUCUCAUAUUUUUUACUUUACACUCUUUAAAGUUCUCUCUCGGUGUCGGUCUAGGAAGUUGACCGGCACCGAAAGAGGGGGUAGGCCACGGUGAACAACUGCUUCUUCUCAUGGUUUUUACUUUACACUCUUUAAAGUUGAGUUUUGAACAAAUCUAACCCAAAAAGCAUAUAUAUAUAUAUAUAUAUAUAUAUAUAUAGGACUCCUCUUUUAUACUUCCAGGAGUACAUACUCCCAUCCCUUAACGAAGCCUUUCACUCGGAUAUCCUCAACAAAAAACGACUAAUCCACAGAAAAAGCCGAAACAUGUAACAACUUUCCUUUGAGUGUGGCGCCUAGUUGCUUGAUCCUAGAAUUAAGGGAUCUUUUAUGCCAGGGUGUCGUUCCUAUAACCUUCAUGGGAAGUAAUACACGCACGUCAGGUAUGUUGUAUUUUUAUACGUGAGGUAUAUUUUAACUUUGUGAGCUUUCAUGUAUUAAUUUGUGCAGUUCAUAUAUACUACUUUUAUACGAUAGUAUAUACCAUAUUUUUGUGAUAGCGAUUUUUUGUGGACCAGUAUAUACCUUUUUUUAUAAAGUUGUCACAUUUUUCAGUGAAGUAUAUACUGCAAUUUGUUUUUAUGAUGGAGUAUAUAUAUACCUUUUUUUAUGUCGGACUAUAUACCAUGUUUUUUGGAUGGACCAUGUGCAACAUCUUUGUCAAUAAAUUCUGGACCACUUUUUUUUUGCG